Scaptodrosophila lebanonensis is the source of this 4412-nucleotide messenger RNA. It is a transcript of the gene bsf, whose product is annotated as leucine-rich PPR motif-containing protein, mitochondrial. Gene Ontology annotation, molecular function: protein binding. The transcript is spliced from 5 exons. The coding region runs from base 46 to 4290 and encodes 1414 amino acids. NCBI's taxonomy places the organism in Eukaryota, Metazoa, Arthropoda, Insecta, Diptera, Drosophilidae. The record is from RefSeq and is a predicted model, not a curated record.
UUUUAAUAAUAAAUUGGAUUUAUUAAUUAAAACGAAAGAAAAAUAAUGGCAUCCAUACUGCGCACGGGAAAACUCUUGCGUUGCUUUGCCGGCUUCACGCGCAACGUCGUCGUUAACUCAGUCCGCGAUUGCGACGGCGGCAAUUUGUUGCAGAACGCACCUUGUAUGUGCGGCCAGUUUCCGAAUGGUUUUGCGAACAAUGCAGCGCCCAAGGCAGAGUUGAACCUGGAUAGACAGAUCAAGCGUCUGGAUCAUGAUGUACGACGCAUUGGACGCAUUUCACGUCGAGAUCUAGAGGAGGUGUUGGACGAGAUUCGAACGCACCGUACGGCUACGAGCUCACAAUCUUUGCUUGUCAUUCGCUGCUGUGGCAAUUUGGUGCCUGAGGAGCUGCCCGAGGUGCGCACAGCCCUGGUUCAGGACAUCUGGAAGACACUGAAUGCACUAAAUGUGCCCAUGGACAUCUCACACUACAACGCUCUGUUGCGUGUAUAUCUGGAGAAUGAACACCAGUUUGCACCUACCGAUUUUCUGGCUGAGAUUGAGGCUAAGGGCAUUGAACCGAAUCGAGUCACCUAUCAGCGUCUAAUAGCGCGCUAUUGCCAACAGGGCGACAUUGAUGGCGCGACUCGCAUCCUGGAGUUUAUGCGCGGCAAAAGCUUGCCUGUAAAUGAAAACGUAUUCAACUCCUUGAUACUGGGACACUCGCAGGCCAACGAUUUAGAAUCGGCGAAAGGCAUCCUCAGCGUGAUGAAACAGGCGGGUCUGGAGCCUAGUGCCGACACCUACACCACCCUGCUUUGCGCAUUUGCGCGUCACGGCGACAUUGCGUCCGUUACAGAGACGCUGGCCGAGUGUGAGCAAAAGGAGAUCAUACUGCUGGACAAGGAUCUACUCGAUAUUGCUUACACCCUCAGUGUACAUGGCAAUGGCGACAAAGUGGACGCUGUGCUGGCCAAGCUGCGCAUCUCGCCCGGCUUCAAUCAGGAUGCUGUCAACAUUAUCUUGCGUUUGGUUAACAAAGGCUACGAGGAUGUGGGUCUGAAGCUGCUCCGUCUGAUGCCACGAGGUACACGUGUUAAUGGUGAGCCCAUCGAUGUGGGUGCCUUCUAUAUACGGCAGCUGGUCAAGGCGAAUCGGCCUGUGGAGAAGAUAUUGAGCAUUUGCAAAACACUUCAAGCGGAAGGUUUGAAUCCUAAGGCCUUGACAAUCGCCACCGAGGCGGGCUUGACCAAUGGAGUGGUAAAUAAUGCGCUGCCUCUGCUACAAGAGAUGAAGAACGCCGGCUUGCCUAUACGUCAGCACUAUUUCUGGCCUCUGAUAUGUUCCGCGGAAUCGAAUCAAGUUCUGGAAAUUGUGCGUCGCAUGCAGCAAGAUUUUUCCGUCUUUCCCAACUCGGAGACCAUUCGUGAAUAUGUCAUACCCAAUCUAAAAGAGAAGAACUGGGACCGUAUUGUAACAGCUCUUCGUGAUGCUGGUGUUCCCAAUUCAACUGCAGUUACAUCCGCCGUCUAUUCGGCUUUGGUCACUCAUCAGAUAUCAGAUGCCGCCAGGAUUAUGGAACAGAAUCGUGCCUACUAUGUGCCUGCAAUAUUCAAACAGCCCAUGAUCCUAGCUCUGAGUAAUACCCAUGACUAUCCGGCAUUUAUACGAUGCGUGCGUCAACUUUAUGAAGGCCUUCAGGUGCGCGCUGCAAGCGACAAGCAAGUCAAAGAGGAGGAGGAGGCUGUGGCAGAGGAUGCAGCAGCUACGAUCAAUACCAACGAUCGCAACCCUGUGGAUGUAGUAGGAGCCCUAGUGUACGAUACUGCCAUCUAUUUCCGACACGAACGCGUGCUUACUCUAGAGAGGCUUUUGCCUGGGCUCGUGAAGCAGGGCUUGUCCAUAAGCAGCGGUAAUGCUACACGUCUCUCUGAACUGCUGGGCGCUGAAAUGACGCCCAAAAUAGCAGAAUUGCUGGGAAAAUUGAGUUCCGGCGAUCUGGAACCCGUACCACUGCCAGAUAGUGCGAAUCGUAAACGUGGUUUGGACUCUUUAACCAUUGAUGAAUUGGAGCGCUUUAUAGUCACCGUGGAGGCCAAGGGGGAGAAUUCAAACAACAUAAAACGCCAAUUGUUGAAUGCCUGCUUCCGCUCACAAAAUAUUGAGAAGACGUUGCAGGUCAUCGAACGUUUGCAAGCAGAGGAAUUCCAAAUUCCAGUGGGUAUUUGGGCUCAACUCGUGGAUUUAUAUACGCAUCACAAACGUACCGCCGAUGCUUUGGCCCAAUAUGCCAAAUUGCGGGGCGCCGAUCCAAAUUUCAAGCUGGACAAUUUCAAGGCAGUGCGUUUGGCUGAUCUCUUGCUGCAGGAGGACCGCACGGAGGAGGCACUUAAAUUGUUGGACGAGAACAAGAAGGAAUCAGUUAUCGGUGAGGGCGAAGGCAGUUUCAAUUAUGUGAGCACCUUGUGGCGCACUUUGAAUGCAAUUGCCGAGGCAGGUGAUGUCCAAAAACUACAGAGUGUCUUCGAUUCGCUUGUCGGUGGCAAUUAUGUAUUACCCACAAAUGUGCUUUUGGGACCACUUAUCAAGGUGCAUCUGAACAAAGAUGACGUGGCCAAGGCAAUGGAAACUUUCGAGAAUAUUUGUAAUAAAUACAAAUCAACUCCCUGGAAAAAUGAGUUGGCCUGCAGACUCAUCCAAAAGGAGGACGCGGGAAAUUUGCAGCGCCUCACAGAUCUGAGCACCGGCAUACACGGUGAGGUCAACAGUCUGUACGAUUUGGUCUUUUCCUUUGUGGAAUGCGGACGCGUACGCCAGGCACGCAAGAUCCUUGAGACUCCUGGACUGCGCACGCGUCCCCAACGCAUCAGCAGCGCCUGCGAGCGUUAUAAGAACGAGGGCAUGAUCCAGCCGCUGGAGGGUUUGAUAGAAGCCACCAAGGAUUUGGGGCACAUUGAUCGUAACAAGAUUUAUUAUACACUGCUACUUAGCUACGACAAAGCCAAUGAGGCGGAGAAGGCUUUGGGAUUAUGGACAAAGAUGCAAGAAGAGGCUUUUACGCCCACAGAUGCAUUCAUGCUAAGAUUGGCGGACCUUCUGAAGCGCCAGAAUAUUGAUAUACCUUUCGUGGUGCCCGAAACAAAGACUCAGCAGCGAAACAACAAGACGAAAGCGGCUCUGGCCAAGGAGCCCAGCAACACUGAAUCCGAGGCAGAGGUUCCCCGGCCACCUCCGGCAGCUAAAACGCCAGCACGCGAACCUGCCGCACCCAAGUCAAUAUCCAACAUCAGCGGCUUCCGAAAAGCCAUCCAAGCCAAAGAUAUUGAUGGCGCUAUUGCCUAUAAACAACGCUUCAUUAGCGGCGAUCGCGUCAGCGUGCUGGAUGCUUCACAUCUCAUUGAACUGCUGGUCCGUGCCGGGCGUUUGAAUGAAGCUACCAAAUAUGUGGAGGAAUUGCUGGAUGCGAAACAGUAUCCACAGCUCAAAAUAUUCAAAUUCUAUUUGAACAAAAUAGCCGCUGGAGGAGAUCUAGAGACUUUGCAACAGAUUGGUGGCAAGCUGAACGAUGAACAGAAGCGUCUGAUCUCCUUCGAUAAUCGCUACUGCCAUGCACAUAUUGUGGCCGGCAAGGCGGAGGAUUUGCUGAAGAAACUGACCAGCGACAUAAGUGCGGCGAAAACAGCCGAGGAGGCAGCCAAACUGGCGGAGAAGUUCCCUCGUGGCGGUGCUGUUGGCAUACUGGACAAGCAUCCCGAGUUGGUGGCGCAAUACGAAUCCCUCGCCGAAAAAUACGCCUCGCACAAUCAACUGGGUCCCAUGAAUGUGUUGUGGAUGCAUUAUAUUUCGACAGGCCAGGAGGUGGCCUCCAAGCAGAUCUGGGAUAAGCAUUUGUCGAAUGCCCCACGUCUGAUGUUCCAGCGUGUCCUGCAAACGGCUCGCGAACAGCAAGACGAGAAGCUCGUCUCCACUGUCAUCUCUCAGUUGCGAAACUCGAAGAUUUCGGAAGGAGCCAUCGGCAAUGCCUACUCAUGUCUGAUUGACAUACAAACGAACAAGGGCAAUACGGACAAGGCAAUGGAUGCCCUCAACAGUGCCAUCAAAGAUGUAUCGCUAGAGAAUAUCAAUCGCACGGCGUUGUUGCGUCUCAAACUGGCUGUCGAGGAGAAGUCACAGACGUUCCCCUACACAAUACCCGAGAAGAAGACAAAAGCCAACGAGUCUAGUUCCUCGUCAUCAAGCAGUGAUAGCGAUGAUGAUGUGAAGCCCAAAAUACCAGAGACAGUGCCGCCAAAACCGGACCAUCAGUAGGCCUAUUUCUCUAGUUUUAAACGAUCUACCAAUAACUUCAACGUAUUUUUAAUUGCAUUAAGAAGUAUGUGCUACAUUAUGUUGUAAACUAAAUACAUAUAACUGUUUUCGUUUUAAAAACA